GCCUGGGGUCCUUCCGCCGGGAAGACGGAACCGGAGAUGGGGUGCCCAGGGGUAGGCGCUGGCGCGCGCAGGCGCGGCAGAUCGCGGGAAGCGGAGCCCGUUCCCGGGCCCAGCCAGAGCCUGGAGGGCUUCCUGGAGGAGGAAGCGUUUCCCCGAACUUUUUUCCUGUCCCGCGGCCGGCACUCACGGGGAAUUACGUGGGCACUUUUUGAGAGGGGUUAUUUGAACCCCGGGCUCAUUUUGUAGCCUAGGCUGCCUCAGCUUUGCCAAGUGACGGGAUCAUAUGCGUGUGCCAGCCUGCUGAGGGAUGCCCAAGAAGUUCCAGGGCGAGAACAGCAAGUCGGCAGCUGCCCGAGCACGGAGGGCUGAAGCCAAGGCGGCAGCUGAUGCCAAGAAACAGAAGGAGCUGGAAGAUGCUUACUGGAAGGAUGAGGACAAACACGUGAUGCGGAAGGAGCAGCGUAAGGAGGAGAAGGAGAAGCGACGUCUGGAACAGCUGGAACGCAAGAAGGAGACACAGCGCCUGCUGGAGGAGGAGGACUCCCGGCUCAAGGGUGGCAAGGCCCCUCGUGUGGCAUCCACGAAGGUCACCCGCGCGCAGAUCGAGGACUCGCUGCGCCGAGAGCAGCGGGCUGAGCCAGUGGAGAAGGUCAAGAGCCACCUGGAGCUGCCCCUGGAGGAGAAUUUGAACAGGCGUGCGCAGGAGGAGGGCAACUUGGAGGCACGCACUGUAGAGGACGCCAUAGCAGUGCUCAGUGUGGCAGAGGAUGCAGACCGGCACCCUGAGCGCCGUAUGCGUGCGGCCUUCACCGCAUUCGAGGAGGUACAGCUGCCGCGACUGAAGCAGGAGAACCCCAACAUGCGGCUGUCGCAGCUGAAGCAGCUGCUGAAGAAGGAGUGGUUGCGCUCACCAGACAACCCUAUGAACCAACGUGCGCUGCCUUUCAAUACACCCAAGUGACAGAACCAGGCCUGAGUCCAGCUUGUCCAGGUCCAGUUCACCCAAGUCCAGGCGUCCCCCUCCAGCCAGGUCUACCUGGGAAUCCAGAGAGUUCCGAGCCAGUGAGUUACCCUCAACAAUCCAGAGGGUCCCUGCUCUGAGCAACACCCAGCCCCUGUGAGCCCUAUGGAGGCCGGCUGAGCACCUGCCCAAUAAAGGCUGUGGCGAGGCUG
Molecule: messenger RNA, 1173 nt
Organism: Myodes glareolus (Bank vole)
Lineage: Eukaryota; Metazoa; Chordata; Mammalia; Rodentia; Cricetidae
Source: RefSeq, a predicted model, not a curated record